Molecule: messenger RNA, 836 nt
Organism: Argiope bruennichi
Lineage: Eukaryota; Metazoa; Arthropoda; Arachnida; Araneae; Araneidae
Gene: Pfdn5
Product: prefoldin subunit 5-like
Exons: 5
Coding region: 62-541 (159 amino acids)
Biological process (GO): protein folding; regulation of DNA-templated transcription
Cellular component (GO): cytoplasm; prefoldin complex
Source: RefSeq, a predicted model, not a curated record
ACCUGGCAACAUGUGAGAAUAUUUUGUUUUUCUUCUACAAUUCUACAUUUUGUUUUAAAAAAUGGCCGGCGAAAAUGUUACUACAGUAGAUGUGAGCGAAUUGCCUUUACCUCGCUUAACUCAAAUUAAGCAGGAAUUAGAUACGCAAGUAGAAAUAUUUGGCAGUUCCCUGCAGCAGCUGAAAAUAGCUCAGAAAAAAUAUGGUGAUUCUAAAGAAUGUGUAGAAAAAAUGCAAAACAUGAAAGAGGGGAAUUCCUUACUGGUGCCACUCACAGACUCUAUGUAUGUUCCUGGAGAACUAGAUGAAACUAAGAAAGUACUAAUUGAUAUAGGAACAGGAUAUUAUGUAGAAAAGGAGAUUCCAGAUGCCAUCGAUUAUUUCAAAAGGAAGGUAAAAUUUGUUACAACACAAAUAGAAAAAGUUCAGCAAAUCAUGAAGGAAAAACUCAUUGCUCGAGAAGUUGUUAUUGAGACAAUGGAGAGCAAAAUCCAAGCUACCCUAGCAGCACAACAGGCAUCCAUUGCUGCUGCUAAAUCCUGAGAGCUUUCACUGCUUAUUUAUUAUCUGUUUUUGUAUACAUCUGUAAAGAGAGAAAAAAGAAAAAAAACUGCUGCUGUUUCUAGUUUCAAUAAUUUUUGACAUUUCACUUCAGUAAUUCAUGGUACUUAACAUUAAAUAUUGUGCGACAAACUGCAUGCUUUUCUUCAAUAAUGUCAACUACUAAGCCAUAAGAUGAAACUUAUCAUGCUUAUUGUGCAUUCAACAGUUAUGAAAUAAUUCUUAUAAAGAAUUUUGAACAAUAAAUUUACAAUAAAGACUUUUAUUAAAGUGUGAA